Molecule: messenger RNA, 2199 nt
Organism: Funneliformis geosporum
Lineage: Eukaryota; Fungi; Glomeromycota; Glomeromycetes; Glomerales; Glomeraceae
Source: the annotation of a GenBank genome assembly
AAUUAUUCAAGAAAUUUUCAAAAAGCGAAUAGAAAGCAAGAUUUUCAAGUUUACGCGAAUUUUCGUUAUAUAUUUAAACGGUUUUAUAAUGGAAAUAUACCACCGGGUGGCUUCCGUAACAAUCCUACGCCACAAGCUACAAAACAAAAAGGUUCAGCUCUAGAAGAAUUCGGAUAUGAUUUGACUAAACUUGCAGCUGAAGGAAAAUUGGAUCCGGUAAUCGGCCGUGAAGAAGAAAUCAGGCGUACAAUACAAGCAAUGAUCAGUUUAUCACGGCGAACAAAGAACAACCCAGUAUUAAUUGGUGAAGCUGGAGUUGGAAAAACUGCGAUCAUAGAGGGUCUCGCCCAAAGGAUAAUUAAUGGUGAAGUUCCUGAAAGUAUCAAGGAUAAAAAAGUUAUGGCAUUAGAUCUUGGAUCUAUUAUUGCUGGAUCGAAAUUUAGGGGCGAAUUUGAAGAUCGACUCAAAGCCAUAUUACAUGAAGUUCAAGAAGCUGAAGGAAAACUUAUUCUAUUUAUUGAUGAAUUACACAAUUUACUUGGAUUAGGGAAGGCAGAAGGUUCAAUAGAUGCCGGAAAUUUACUUAAGCCUGCUUUAGCAAGAGGAACCUUAAGGUGUUGUGGUGCAACAACCAUUGAUGAAUAUCGCAAACAUAUUGAAAAGGACCCAGCUUUAGCACGUAGGUUCCAAUCAGUUAUGGUUACAGAACCAACUAUUGAAGAUACUAUCUCAAUUUUACGUGGUCUUAAGGAAAGAUAUGAGAUUCAUCAUGGAGUUCGUAUUGCGGAUUCAGCUUUGGUUUCUGCUGCCACAUAUUCUCACAGAUAUAUAACUGAUAGGUUUCUCCCUGAUAAAGCUAUUGAUCUUGUUGAUGAAGCGAGUUCAAAACUUCGUCUUCAGCAGGAAAGUAAGCCUGAGACGAUCGAAAAUCUUGAUAGACAAAUAAUUACUCUUCGUAUAGAAAUGGAAUCUUUGAGAAAAGAAACAGAUCCAGUAUCUCGAGAGCGUCGAGAGAAAUUGCAACAAGAGCUGAAUGAAAAGCAGAAAGAGUCGGACAGACUUAGCUUACUUUGGCAGGAGGAACGGGCUAAAUUGGAGGAAAUUAAAGGUAUUAAGUCUAAAUUAGAGCAAGCAAGAAUAGAAUUAGAGGCAGCUCAAAGACAAGGUAAUUUCACUCGUGCCAGUGAAUUGCGUUACGGUGUUAUUCCGGAUUUGGAAAAGGAACUUCCUCAAGAUCGUGACGAAGAGAAUCCAGAAUCAUUAAUACAUGAACGAGUCACAGUGGAUGAUAUUGGAGCAGUAGUUUCUCGAAUGACAGGAAUUCCUAUUAACAGCUUGUUACGGAGUGAAAGAGAUAGGUUACUCCACAUGGAGGAUAAACUUUCACAUCGCGUUGUUGGACAAGCUGAAGCGAUAAGAGCUGUUUCAGAAGCAGUGAGAUUGAGCCGAGCAGGUUUGCAAAGUCCUUCCAGACCAAUUGCUUCGUUUUUAUUUCUUGGCCCAACAGGUGUUGGAAAGACAGAAUUGUGCAAAGCAAUCGCAGAAUUUUUAUUCGAUACAGAAUCGUCUAUUGUACGCGUAGAUAUGAGUGAAUAUAUGGAGAAGUUUGCCGUGUCGAGGCUCGUCGGUGCUCCACCUGGUUAUAUUGGAUAUGAAGAAGGUGGCGAGCUUACUGAGGCUGUUCGAAGAAAACCAUUUGCUGUUGUUCUCUUGGACGAGAUGGAAAAGGCGCAUCGAGACGUUGCCAACCUUUUACUUCAAAUUUUGGACGAUGGUUUUGUUACUGACUCGCAAGGUCGAAAGAUCGAUUUCCGGAACACAAUUAUCAUCAUGACAAGUAAUCUUGGUGCAGAUAUUUUAGCGUCAUCAGAUGCAACAGACGAGGGGAAAGUAAGCGACUUGACCAAGUCAGCUGUCUUAGACAUUGUUAAAAGGCAUUUCCCGCCAGAAUUUGUUAAUCGAAUAGAUGAUAUGGUCGUUUUCAAUCGUCUUACUCGUAUGGCUUUAAGAGAUAUCGUUGAUGUACGUCUACGAGAAGUCCAAGCACGAUUGAAAGACAAACACAUUAUGAUUGAUGUGGACGAACAUACUAAAGCUUGGUUGGCUGAAAAGGGAUAUGAUUCUGUAUAUGGUGCCAGACCACUUAACCGGUUAAUACAGAAGAAAUUACUUAAUCCAUUGGCUAUGUGUUUAAUAGAG